Messenger RNA from Haemonchus placei, 282 nucleotides. Lineage: Eukaryota; Metazoa; Nematoda; Chromadorea; Rhabditida; Trichostrongylidae. The record is from the annotation of a GenBank genome assembly.
AUGCGACCUUUCCUUGGAAAACGUCUCUUGACACGUGGGAUCAUGGACAUGUGCGAUAGCUCCAAGACCACAAUACGUACACCACAAGGUCUAACCGAAGCAAUAGACGUCACGGUUGGGGUACACCAGGUAUCAGCUCUGAGCCCAUUCCUCUUCCUGCUUACAAUGGGCGUCAUCGCAAAAGAACUCAUGGGUGGUCUACUGAUGAGCUUCCCCUAUGCUUAUGACAUCGCUCUGAUAAAGUGGAGCGAAGAAGCACCGCAGGACAAGCAGCAGAUAUAG